This is a messenger RNA of Anoplopoma fimbria (sablefish), 2132 nucleotides long. RefSeq names its product chemerin-like receptor 1. Gene Ontology annotation, biological process: phospholipase C-activating G protein-coupled receptor signaling pathway; inflammatory response; complement receptor mediated signaling pathway. NCBI's taxonomy places the organism in Eukaryota, Metazoa, Chordata, Actinopteri, Perciformes, Anoplopomatidae. The transcript has 2 exons. Gene Ontology annotation, molecular function: G protein-coupled receptor activity; complement receptor activity. Gene Ontology annotation, cellular component: plasma membrane. The coding region runs from base 249 to 1343 and encodes 364 amino acids. The record is from RefSeq and is a predicted model, not a curated record.
CCAGCAAUGAAAAAGACAGGUGCUAGACAGUGUAAUGUAGUAAUAUACUGGAGUUGCCCAGAUCAAUAACAUUUUUGCACCACAAUUAUAUACAUGUAAGUCUUGGGGGGGGCGUGCUGCCUGUAGUUCCUUCUCGAUGUGGGCGUUGGCGGGCAUACAUAAGGAUUGUAAUCUGUCACUGUCAUUACUUCUGCCGCGGAUUCACCUUUGAGCAACUGGACAUCCUAAAGAAAGGUCCCAAGACACUUAUGAAGAUGAAUGCUACCUCUUUCUAUGACAACAAUACAACAGAUGUAUCUGGAAAUAAUGGCACUACGUUCGAUUACUUUGAGCUGAUAAAGUCUCUCCACAUAAUGUCUCUCGUUAUUUACUGCCUGGCCUUUGUUCUUGGUGUGCUCGGGAAUGGAGUGGUUAUCUGGGUGACCGGCUUCAAGAUGAAGAAAACAGUUAACACAGUUUGGUUCCUCAACCUCGCUGUGGCCGACUUCCUCUUCACAGCAUUUCUGCCCCUGAGUGUGACCUACGCAGCGUUGGAUUUCCACUGGCCAUUUGGCAAGUUCAUGUGCAAACUAAGCAGCACAAUAAGCUUUCUGAACAUCUUUGCCAGUGUCUACAUUCUGGUGGUGAUCAGUGUGGACAGAUGUGUGUCUGUGGUGUGGCCCAUCUGGGCCCAGAACCACCGAAGUGUACGCAAGGCAUCCUGUGUGAGUCUGGGUGUUUGGGUACUGGCUCUGAUUCUCAGCACCCCAUAUUUCGUAUUCAGGGACACUGGGCCAUCAUAUUACGAUGACGACAUCAUCAAUUGCUUCAACAACUUCGCUCUUUCUGAUGACUAUGAAACCCCAUCUGUGAAUCAGCUGCGACAGUUUCGUCAUCAGGCCAUGACCAUCACCCGCGUCCUCCUGGGAUUUGUUGUCCCCUUCACUGUCAUUGUCUCCUGUUAUGCUGUGAUAAUCCAUCGCAUCAGAAGAAACCGCACCCUGGCCAGCCACUCAAGUCGGCCCUUUAAGAUCAUAGCUGCAGUUAUCACCGCUUUCUUCCUGUGCUGGGCUCCUUAUCACAUAAUGUCUAUAAUUGAGUUUGUGAAUUCUUUUUAUCAAGCUGAAACAUUAUUCUAUGUCACCGCUAUUGGAGUCCCUAUAGCCUCCGGCUUGGCCUUUCUCAACAGUUGCCUGAACCCACUGCUGUAUGUGUUCAUGGGACAAGAUUUCAAGGAUAGAGUCUGCAAAUCCAUUCUGAUGGUAUUGGAGACUGCCUUCCAGGAAGAGGUUUCUGGCUCUCAAACUGGCACACAGUCUUUGAGCACCAGUCAGAGCAAAGAGAUCCUUAAUACUGCAGUAUAAGGUUGCCCAUGCCAUGAAGAAAUAAAUUCUGAAACUGUACAUAGCAAAUAAUCUUGACACAAAUAUAAAUGUAUCUAUCAAAUUAAUUGUUUUGCUUUUGUUUUCAAGAACCCUAAAGACAAGUUGUAAAGAUUGAAGCAUUUCAACCUCAUGGAUUUAUGUAAAUUUUACUCUAUGGUCAGUUAACUUAUCAGGCAUCAAAGAGUACUGCGUUUUAAUUACACCUACAGUAUUUACAAGGUGAUGGAACGAAUUUUUGGUAAUAUUCUGCAACAAGUUGUGAUGCCUUUUGAGGAACUAAACCUUUGUUGAAUUAGCUGGGUGUGAAAUAUUUUAAUCAUACAAAGAAGUGGUUUAUGCAGUUCUGUUUUUGCUGCUUGUUGCAUCACAACAGUGCCUUCAGUCUGUACCGUAAUGGAGAGAGUACCCAGCAGUUGUUGCAAAAGAACCCAGCAGUUGUUACGAAAUAGGUAUUACAUGGGUUUUUGGCGGCUGUGGCGUAGUGGAGAGCAAGGUAGUUCUCCAAUCAGAGGGUCGGUGGUUUGAUACCCGGCUUCGGCAGUCGAUGUGUCCUUGGGCAAGACACUUAACCCCAAGUUUCUCCCCUGUCAUCAGUGUGUGAAUGGGUGAAUGAUAUGUAAUAUACUACUGUAAGUCGCUUUGGAUAAAAGCGUCUGCUAAAUGACUGUAAUGUAAUGUAAUGUUAAUCUGUGUAACAUAAGCAACAAAAAAAUUAAAUAAAGUUUGAAAAUGGGAGCGUUGUGUUUUUCCAUCUGUAACUUUCGCAAU